GGGGAGGGCCGGGCCGGGCAGGGCAGGGCAGGGCAGGGCAGGUGGAGCGGCCCCGAUGGAGCGGGGGAAGAUGGCGGAGCUGGAGAGCCUGGAGACGGCGGCGGAGCACGAGCGGAUCCUGCGGGAGAUCGAGAGCACGGACACGGCCUGCAUCGGCCCCACGCUCAGGUCCGUCUAUGAUGGGGAAGAGCACGGGAGGUUCAUGGAGAAGCUAGAAGCUCGGAUCCGGAACCACGACCGGGAGAUCGAGAAGAUGUGCAACUUCCACUACCAGGGGUUCGUGGAUUCCAUCACAGAGCUGCUCAAGGUCAGAGGAGAGGCCCAAAAACUGAAGAACCAAGUGACGGACACCAACCGAAAGCUGCAGAAUGAAGGGAAAGAGCUGAUAAUUGCCAUGGAGGAGCUGAAGCAGUGCCGGCUGCAGCAGAGGAACAUUUCGGCCACGGUCGAUAAACUCACGCUGUGUCUUCCCGUGCUGGAGAUGUACAGCAAACUGCGGGAGCAGAUGAAAUCCAAGAGGCACUACCCUGCCCUGAAGACCCUGGAGCACCUGGAGCACACCUACCUGCCCCAGGUGAGCCACUACCGCUUCUGCAAGAUCAUGGUGGACAACAUCCCGAAGCUGCGGGAGGAGAUCAAGGAGGUGUCCAUGUCAGACCUCAAGGAUUUCCUGGAGAGCAUCCGGAAGCACUCGGACAAGAUCGGAGAGACGGCCAUGAAGCAGGAUUGCAGAUACAAUCAGUGGAAAAUAAUUGCCAAGAUAUUCUUCAGCCUUCUGCUCUCUCCAAACAUUCAGGCACAGCAGCAGAGGAACCUGGACAACAUUGUGUCCCAGCAUCCCAGGAUAAGCGGGGGGAAGAAAUCCAAGAGGGAAUUCUGUGCCAGCUCCGACCUGGAGGUGAAAAACACCAGCCCCAUGUCCGAGCAAGAUUCAGGAAUCCUGGAUGUUGAGGAUGAGGACGAGGAUGAGGAGGUGCCUGGAGCCCAGGAUUUGGUGGAUUUCUCCCCCGUUUAUCGAUGCCUGCACAUCUAUUCUGUCCUGGGUGCCCGAGAAACCUUCGAGAGCUACUACAGGAAGCAGAGGAGAAAACAAGCCCGGCUGGUCCUGCAGCCUCCCUCCAACAUGCACGAAACCUUGGACGGCUACAGGAAGUAUUUUAAUCAAAUUGUAGGGUUCUUUGUGGUGGAGGAUCACAUCCUGCACACCACUCAGGGCUUGGUCAAUCGCGCCUACCUGGAUGAGCUGUGGGAAAUGGCCUUGUCCAAAACCAUCGCCGCCCUCCGGACACACUCGUCCUACUGCUCCGACCCCAGCCUGGUGUUAGACCUGAAGAACCUCAUCGUCCUCUUUGCUGACACACUCCAGGGCUAUGGCUUCCCAGUGAACCAGCUCUUUGACAUGCUGUUGGAGAUCCAGGACCAGUACAGUGAAACCCUCCUGAAGAAAUGGUCAGGAGUUUUCAGAAAUAUACUUGACUCAGACAACUACAGCCCCAUCCCGGUGUCAAAUGAAGAACUUUACAAGAAAAUAGUUGGACAGUUCCCAUUCCAGGACCCUGAACUUGAAAAGCAACCCUUUCCAAAGAAGUUCCCCUUCUCCGAGUUUGUGCCUAAAGUUUACAAUCAGAUCAAGGAAUUCAUCUACGCCUGCCUGAAGUUCUCGGAGGACCUUCACCUGAGCUCCACCGAGGUCGACGACAUGAUCCGGAAAUCCACGAACCUGCUGCUGACCCGGACGCUGAGCAACUGUUUACAGAACGUCAUCAAGAGGAAAAACGUGGGGCUGACAGAGCUUGUACAGAUUAUUAUAAACACCACCCACCUGGAGAAAUCCUGCAAGUUCCUCGAGGAAUUCAUCACCAACAUCACCAACGUGCUUCCGGAAACCGUGCACACGACGAAGCUCUACGGGACCACCACCUUCAAGGACGCCCGGCACGCGGCCGAGGAGGAGAUCUACACCAACCUGAACCAGAAGAUCGACCAGUUCCUGCAGCUGGCAGACUACGACUGGAUGGCCCCGGAGCCGGGGAGCAGGGCCAGCGACUACCUGGUGGAUCUCAUCGGCUUCCUGCGCAGCACCUUCGCCGUGUUCACCCACCUGCCGGGGCAGGUAGAUGUCCACUCUACCAUGUCGGGGAAGGUGGCCCAGACCGCCUGCAUGUCCGCCUGCAAGCACCUCUCGACGUCGCUGCUGCAGCUGCUGCUGGAGGCCGAGGUGAGGCAGCUCACGCUGGGGGCCCUGCAGCAGUUCAACCUGGACGUGGAGGAGUGUGAACAGUUUGCCAGAUCCGGCCCAGUGCCUGGGUUCCAAGGGGACACGCUGCAGUUGGCCUUCAUCGACUUGAGACAACUCUUGGAUCUGUUCAUCCAGUGGGAUUGGUCGACGUAUUUGGCUGACUACGGGCAACCCACGUGCAAGUACCUGCGUGUGAACCCCACGACCGCCCUGGUGCUGCUGGAAAAGAUGAGGGACACGAGCAGGAAAAACAACGUUUUUGCCCAGUUCCGGAAGAACGAGCGGGACAAGCAGAAGCUCAUCGACACCGUGGCCAAGCAGCUCCGCGGCCUCAUCAACAGCCACCACUCCUGAGGGGGCUGGGGGGGAACCUUCCUUCCUUCCCAAACCCCUGGACUUGGGAUUCUUGUUGAAAGAGAAUAUAUGUAUUUUUUUAUUCACCUGUAUAUUCCUGGAACCUCCCCCCCGCCCUCCUCCCAACCCCCUUCCCGGUGACAAAACGCUCCUUGUGGAACAAUCCCUUUGGGAAAAGAGGCUGGCGCUUGGAGGGGGUGUCAGGAGGCUCCUGGGAUAAACUCCUGUUUUCUGGGGUUUGGGAAGCCACAGGAAGCCCUAAAGCCUGAGACAGAAGCUCACAGCCCGGCUGUUUUCUUGUUGUAGCAGCCAAAUUGAAGGGACCAUCCUGCCUUCCUUCGGUUAUCCGCAAAAAAUACGGAGGGAGGAGCCGUGGUUUGGGUUCUUCUCGUGGCUCAGAGGAAAGAGGGUCACCCGUUCGUGUGUCUUGCCAGCUUGUGCUUUGGAUUUAGGUAGGAAAAGGGGCAAAGUGAUUUCCCAGUUUUUCUCCUUGUUUUCCCAUCUAAGAGCUGGUUUCCACCUUGGGAAAGGGGGAUCCCUGGGGAUCCCUGGAGCUGAGACCUUUUCCUGUGUGUCCGUGACCGGCGCGGCCACCCCUGAGCUCCGUCACCGGGACCUGCUGGGGUGUGUGGGACUGCCAGUGGGUGGAGAAGGGCUUGAGAGCUGCCUCAGUAAUUAGAUAUGGAAAGGGAGAGCCAAAGGAUAACCCGGCAGGGUGUCCUGUGGAGCUGGAUUGGUGCUGGAAUUGCUGCCGGUCACGUCCGUGUUCGGGCAGCAGGAAUGGAGGGGUGGUGUAAAACUGAGCUCUCCUGAUGCCCAGGGCACUGCAUUCUGGGGUUUUCCCUCUCUUUUCCAUGCUGGUGUCCCAUCUGCCCUCUCCUCUUGGUGGUUCCAUGGGGUAAAGCCCCUCUUGCUUCCCUUGGUUUGCUCGGUGUGAGGAGCAGCCCUGGAUGGGACGUCGAGUGGGAAACUUGUGGAACCCCUGGCAUGGUCAGGAAUGCUCAGUCCUGCUCCAAAGUGCCUAUGGACAAAAUUCCCCUCAGCUCUGAAGGUUCCCAAAGACCCUCUGCUGGAAUCAGGCAGCUUUUGAGGAGCAGGGCAACAUUCCCAGUGGGAUUUUAGCUCCAGGGUUCAGGUUACUGAGGGGGAUUUUCACUCCAAGUGCUGCAGGUGAAAACUUUAUCCAGCCACAUUCCCCCUCUCCCAGACUCCUAUGGUAAAGGGAAUUAAAAUCUUCCUGGUGGAUGUUACAGGCCUGGGAGUGCUCCAGGAAAUGUGCCCAUUUCCCACCCUCUGGAUGCACGGAGGGGAUGAGGCUUUGUCCUCUCUCCUUGUUCCUCGGCGAGACUUCUGGGUGGUUUGUUUUGUUUUUGGGAAGGAUUCGUGUUGCUUAACCCUGGAAGUGGACAGGAAUGUGGUCAGGAAUGACCUCCUGGGGCUGUUGUCCUGUCCCAGCCUCCUCCAUCCACGAGGACCAAGGGAUUAUUUUCAUUACUAAGAGGGAAAACCCAUCCUGGCAUUGUGGUUCCUCAGAUUUUGGAGGGGGAUCAGAGGUCACUUCCUUUUUAAUGCCUCUUGGAAGGACAUGGAAGGAGGACGAAGGAAAAAGAAGCAGGUGAAGGAAAGUUGGUGUCACGUGGCCAGAAAUGGAUCAUCUUUGUAGACAAACCCACAAAUGACCCAGCAAAGGCUUCCAGGGGGAGAAGAGGAACUCAGUCAGGGUGUGGGAUAAAGGGAGAAGGAUCGGGAUCCUCAGAUGUCAGGAAGGGAUUUUGGUGGACAAAGCAUCUGCUGCCACCCUGGAAUUCCAUUUUUUUCCCUCCUGUAUCCCACUGCACAAGGUAUUCCUGCAGGAAAACCUCAGCACAGCUGGGCCUGGAGGCAACCCCUUGUUUGCCAUCCCCAUCCCACAUCAGGGCUCCCCUUCCCAUCUCCACUGAGCUCCAAUUCCAGGAGGAGCGACGCGGCCGUGCCGUGCCCGGGGUGGGUUCCCUCUCUCCUUGGAGAGCUUUGUGGGAUUGGGAUCCCACAAAACCAGCUCCUGGCGCUCCAGACUUGCCACUGGGAAAGUUCAGAUCGGGCCAAGGGAGGGAAUUUGGGGAGUUCCUGAUUUCGGGAGGUCAAGAGCCUGAACCGCAAGUCACAGCCCGGGAUGAAAAAUGGCAUUUUUGGUGCUCUGGUCCUAAUUAACUUUUUGUUCCAAGAGAUGCAGCUCCAUCCCCUUGAAAAUGGAAUUAAUCUUUUGAACAGAUUGCCUAAAGAGUCCUGGAAGACAUUCCCAAUCCCCUCUAAGUCCCCUACUAAUGAUGCUCAGGAGGGAAAGGUUGUCGCUGGGAAUUUCCAAGGAGGGUGGGAAGAGGGAGCAGAACCCCAAGUGAAGAUUUGCAACCCCCAAAAUAAGUAAUGCUGCUAUAAACCCCUCCCUCCCCAGACACUGAACGUUCCUUAGAGGGUUUUAGUUUUUAAGCAGUGGUUAUAGAAAAAGAAAAAAAUAAGGUUGUUGCCUCAAUUUUUCCAGGAAAUAUUCAUAAAAAUAUUCCGGGGGGGGACGGGGGGGAAUCACCACCAGUGAGGGAAAAAAAUACAUUAACAAAAAAAAAAAGAAAAAAUCACACCAAUUUUGGUUUCCUGGGAAGCAUCUGCACUUCUUAUCUUCUUUAUCAUCUUGUCAGGCAGCCCAAGGGUUGGGAAUAAUUCUGUAUAAGGUGGGAAUUUGCAGCCCCAAGUGUAUCCAUAGGUGAGGGGAGUGUUCUCCAUGAGCCAUCAGCACGUGUGAGAGAGAGGAGGAGGCUUUUCCUGGGAUUUUUUGGUUUAUUCCAGGGGCUGCAGUUCAGGUCAGAUGCUCUCAGCAAUUUUUGCACUUUGUUUUAGAUGCGACCUCAGCUCCCAGCUCGGAUGGGGAUGGGAGAAGUUUGGCUGGUGCUUUGUUCCAGGGGCUGCUUUGGCUUUGUUUUCCUUCAAAAUCAGCUGCUUUUGUGCCCCUGGGAAGCUGGAAUUUUGGGGCAGGAGGUGUGUGGGGGUCUGUGCUGGCCCCGAACUGGGAGAUGCUGGGAGCCAACAUGGGAUGAGGAGGCUGAGGUGGAGCCAGGGCUGCUCUGGUGGCCUCCUGACUCCUUGUGCUGGAGCUGCUUUUGGGGUAAAAUCCCCCCUUCCGAGCAGUGUCCAAACCCCAAGGAGAGACAUCUCCACCCUUGGAUGUCUCCUGCCUCUGGUUGGCUUUUCCCUUUAGUUCUGGGUCGGGUUUGGUGCUUUUUUUGUGGGACCAUGGAGUGGUUUGGAGGAUCAGAACACCCUCCCACGCCUCUGUUGGGUGUGUGUCCCACCCCUGGGUGCCACAGGGGGGGAUCUCUGUGUCCCAUUCCCUGCAGCUCCGUGGGGCCAGGAGACCCCCCGUGUGUCCCCCCAGCAGCACGACUCCGGGUUUGUCCCAUGCUGGGGAGCUCACAAAUAAAUCUCAUCCCCAAAUGACUUCAAGAUGCUCCCAGCCCUUGCUGUCCACUGGGAAAGUUGUGAGUUUUACGGGAACUGACCCAAAUUCUCCGGGAUCUGGGUGGGAUGGAGAGAGGGGGAAGCUCAGCCUGGGACUCGGGGACUGGAUGAUUUGCUUCAUCCCAAAUUUGCUGCUCCGGUCUCCAGCCCAGCUGGAUUUAGGAAUCUUUACAUCCAUCCCCACCCGCAGCUUCCCCAGUUUUGGGGGAGCCAGCACCCCAAAAAUUCCACGGGCAGCUCAGGCUUCUGGAAUCCUGCGUGUGCCGGGCUCCUUCCGCCUUGGCUCAUCCCUCUGAUUCAGUUCUGACAGGAGAACACUCCAUCCUGAUCCCUGCUCCCAUCCCAAUCCCUGCCCCCAUCCCAACCCCUGCCCCCAUCCAAUCCCUGCCCAUCCUAAUCCCUCCCUGUCCACCGGCUGCUUGGGUUGCCUUUUCUCACUUAUUAUUAUUUUUUUUUUUUUGGGGGUGGGGUGGAAAGGCCGUGAUUUUGUAAAACUGAUGUGGUGAAAACAGCUUUUUUUGCACAAGUCGUUGCACAAUAAGGGGGAAAAAAUUUAGUAAAUUAGGUUUAACUUUAAAGGGAAUUUUUUGGGGUUUUGGUUUUGUUUUGUUUUGUUGGUUUUUUUUCCUUAAAACUCACUAGCAGAGCUACUGAUGAAAAAGAGAAGACAAAGAGCUGGACUGCUUAAGGAAUGGACUGCAUGGUUUCCAGGUGGAAUUGCUUUAGAAUUUAGCAUGUUGAUUCCAACUGUACAUUUAUCCUGUUGUAACUCCAAUUAAACAAUACAGCAAUUAACUGUUUAA
Myiozetetes cayanensis is the source of this 6885-nucleotide messenger RNA. RefSeq names its product exocyst complex component 6B (gene EXOC6B). Gene Ontology annotation, cellular component: exocyst; membrane. Gene Ontology annotation, biological process: intracellular protein transport; Golgi to plasma membrane transport; exocytosis. The transcript has 24 exons. Bases 56 to 2593 code for a protein of 845 amino acids. NCBI's taxonomy places the organism in Eukaryota, Metazoa, Chordata, Aves, Passeriformes, Tyrannidae. The record is from RefSeq and is a predicted model, not a curated record.